UGGUAGUAGACGUAGUUGUUGCAUGUGCACUUGCACACUCCUUUUCACAGUCAGUGUGCAAACCAUGGAUCCGCCCACGUCAUGACGUCAUUACGUAUGCGCCGUCCCUUUGCUGGUUGUCUCAAGAAGCUUUCUAUCACUGUCGGUCAGUUUCCAGACUGGACCAGGUAAGAGUUAGGCUGCAUGUCUCCUGUAAUGUUUCCCUGAGACGAUGAAACGUGUUUUUAAAUGACUUUGUUCAUUCAACAGUGUCACUUUCUUUGGGGGUGAACCCGCUAACCAAACGUUACAGGGCAGUUAACCGAGAAGGUCACCAUGGUGCUGAACCCUGUCAUUUCAAAGCUCACCGGUAAACUGGUUGUGCUGGCUAGUGCUUCUCCUCGGAGACUGGAGAUUCUCAGCAAUGCGGGCUUACGGUUUGAGGUGGUACCGUCCUGGUUCAAAGAAACUCUUGACAAGGGACUUUUCAAAGCACCUCAUGAGUAUGCUGUCGAGACAGCCAAACAGAAAGCCCUGGAGGUGGCCAGGAGGAUGCCCUUUAAACACCUGAAGACUCCAGACAUAGUCAUCGGAGCAGACACUAUUGUGACUGUAGAUGGUAUGAUUCUUGAAAAGCCAGUGGACAAAGAUGAUGCUUACAGGAUGCUGUCAAGCUUGAGUGGUAAAGAGCACAGUGUCUUCACUGGCGUAGCUAUUGUCUUCUGCCACGAGAAAGAAAACCAAGAAGUGGAUUACCAGUUGGUUGACUUCUACGAAGAAACAAAGGUGAAGUUUGCUGAUCUCUCUGAAAAUAUGCUGUGGGAGUACAUCAAUAGCGGUGAACCCAUGGACAAGGCUGGAGGCUAUGGAAUUCAGGCUCUUGGUGGGAUGCUGGUGGAGUAUGUGCACGGAGACUUCCUCAAUGUUGUGGGUUUCCCCCUCAACCACUUCUGCAAACAGUUGGACCUUAUUUACAACCCCUGUACUUCCUCCUCGGACCAAGAAAGUGCAUCUGUCUGGCUGAGCCACAACGGCACUCACACUACCUCGAUACUCACUCAGCCCCCACCCAACCUGCCAGCCAAACACAACCCCAGACAGAAAAUCCCAUCUGCCAACUAUACACACCAUACCCAGAACAGCUCAUCAGCAAGUUCCGCCCAUAAUGUGAAAAGAAAAGGCAGUGGAAGUAAAGUGGAUGAGAGUUCCUGGACGUUAGUCAACAGCCUGUCUAAACACACAAGUGACGAAGAGGCUGAGAAUAUAACACUACCACCGAUGACCAGCAGAGGGCAGGUGAAGGAGCUCAAUGUGACGGAGAAUGAGAACAGUGAACCGAAAAAAGAAGACUUGCAGCGAAUCAUCGAUCUGAUGGAUGGAUUCAGAGCCUCAAAGGCACUAUUUACCGCAUCCAAGAUGUGUGUGUUUGACCUGCUGCAAAGCAGACCAGGACUGGAUGCAGCACAGGUGGCCCAGGAGAUCAAAGCCUCAGUGAAGGGCACUGAAUGCCUGCUCGAAGCCUGUGCCUCUCUGGGACUGUUGAAGAGCAAAGAGAGAACAUGCCAGAAGCCGGCGUACGAGAACGCAGAUCUCGCCACGUGCUUUUUGCCGACUGAUGCUCCUUUUUCGCUGCGGGGCUACAUCCAGCAUUGUAACGAAUCAGUGUGGCCACUGUUCUCCCACCUCGAGAGUGCUGUACGGGAGGGAGCCAACCAGCGCGAAAAGGCUUUUGGAAAGACAUCCAAGGAUAUGUUUCAGGACACUUUCUACGACAGUCAAGAAGUCAAACUGAGAUUCAUGAAUGCCAUGCACAGCAUUGCUAAAGCUACAGGGAAAUCAGUAGCAACAGCCUUCGACCUCUCCAGUUUUAAAACCGCCUGCGACCUCGGAGGAUGCACCGGUGCCCUGGCCUACGAGUUCACUAAAGCCCAUCCUGGAUUGUCUGUGACCGUUUUUGACUUGCCAACAGUUGUAGAGAUGAGUGAACAGUUCCAUCCUCUGCGCGCGGACAACAGGGUAUCGUUUGUAGCAGGAGACUUCUUUAAAGAUGAGUUGCCCAAAGCAGACUUGUACAUCCUGGCGAGAGUUCUCCAUGACUGGUCCGACGAGAACGUGCAGAUUCUGCUGAGUAAGAUCGCAGACGCGUGCACACCAGGCUGUGGACUCCUGCUGAGCGAGAUCUUUCUGGAUGAAGACAGAAGCGGCCCUAGUCGCGGUCUGCUGCAGGCCCUCAGCAUGAGCGAGGGGAAACAGAGGAGCGCAACUGAGUACAGUCUGCUACUCAAGAGCCGUGGUUUCAUAACGGCACAUGUCAGACACACAGAAAACCUCCUGGAUGCUAUGCUCUGCAUCAAAGUGUGACAACACAACACAAUAUUGAAGGACUUCUGUAUUCUAUAGGAAGUGCAGUGUUCAUAGCUGAGACCAUGUUGGACGGACAGACACCCCACUCUGCGCUGCAGUCUCUGAACAUGCUUGCCCAGACGGAGGGGACCGAGAGGACAGAGAGCCAGUAUACAGACCUGCUGAGCAAACAU
Molecule: messenger RNA, 2516 nt
Organism: Cottoperca gobio
Lineage: Eukaryota; Metazoa; Chordata; Actinopteri; Perciformes; Bovichtidae
Gene: asmtl
Product: acetylserotonin O-methyltransferase-like
Exons: 16
Coding region: 316-2340 (674 amino acids)
Molecular function (GO): O-methyltransferase activity; protein dimerization activity; nucleoside triphosphate diphosphatase activity
Source: RefSeq, a predicted model, not a curated record